UCAAAAGCAAAAUGACAGAAGUACAAUUUUGACAAUGAACCAAAGCAUGUAAAUUUUAAAUUUUCGUAUCAUUAAAAAAAAAAACAAUACAAAAAUGCCGAAAUUUUAUCCGGAUAUUGGCAGUGUUCCGGAGACUCAAGAGAUUUCGCCCGGUGUUACGUGUGAGGGCUCCAUGUUUCGCUUGAUGUUUGUCUUAUCAUGACCGAUCUGAAAACUACUCCUUCAGAAGAAAAUACAUUAUUGACUAAAGGAUAUAAACUAACAAAAUUUGUUGGCGAAGGUGCAUACGCGAAGGUAUAUUUAACUGAAUAUUCUAGUAAAGAAGAUUCACAUAAAUCAACGCUUGCUUGUAAAAUUAUUGAAACGGCAAAGGCCCCAAAAGAUUUUGUUGUAAAAUUUUUGCCACGCGAAAUAGAUGUGCUCGUGCGCUUGAAUCAUCCGCAUCUGAUUCACGUGCAUAGCAUAUUUCAGAGGAAAACAAAAUACUAUAUUUUCAUGAGGUACACGGAAAAUGGUGAUUUACUGAGUUAUAUACUAAAAAACGGGUGCGUGUCUGAAAAUCAAGCUCGCGUCUGGACUCGACAACUUGCAUUGGGACUACAAUACUUGCACGAGUUAGAAAUCGCUCACAGAGACAUCAAAUGCGAGAACGUACUGUUGACGGCGAAUUUUAACGUGAAAUUAUCUGAUUUUGGCUUUUCCCGUUUCUGUGUUGAAAGCGACAAUCAGCCUGUCUUAAGCGAAACUUAUUGCGGUUCUAUGUCAUACGCUGCACCAGAAAUACUACGCGGAAAACCGUAUUGCCCGAAGCCAACGGAUUUAUGGUCCUUAGGCGUCGUACUAUUUGUAAUGCUGAACAAAUCAAUGCCAUUUGACGACACGCGUAUGAGAAAACUUUAUGAACAGCAAAUGGGAAAGAAAUAUCGCUUUAGAUCGCGCGUAGCUAGUAUACUCUCGCUCGAAUGUAAGACUGUUGUAAAGCAUUUGUUAGAACCGGAUCCAGGACUCCGACAUUCCGCUACCAAUGUUCUCGACUCUGAAUGGAUUGCUAUGGAUAGUAGAUUAACCACUUUAAACGCUGUUGAAGCUGCUGCCUUAAAACGUGCCAAAGAAGAUCGUCGAAAAUUAUCGGAUGUCCACAAACAUCCUCCAAAGAGACAAGGGGAUAUAUUAGAAGGACCGACUCGUGAGUCCGCUUUCAGAGCCAGUGAGAUGAUGAAAUCGCUUGCUAACGUUACAUCAAAAUAUAAAAAACAAGAGUAGAUGGAGUCUAAAGCGAAGUAUCAUCAUAUUGAAGAAGAAUUAAAAUUGACCUGCUCAGAACAAUUGACUCUUGCUUCAAGAGGUUACAAAAUCAUCAAAAAAGUCAAUGAAGGAUCUUAUGCAAAGGCGGACUUAAUGCCAUGGGCAUUCUCUUCCAGUCGACCAUAGGGUGGACCAUAGGGUAAUUACCCGAAAACAUAUAAUUUACGUAUACUUAGCGGAGUACAGAAAUGCCAGUAAAAACGAUAAGC
Molecule: messenger RNA, 1514 nt
Organism: Bombyx mori (domestic silkworm)
Lineage: Eukaryota; Metazoa; Arthropoda; Insecta; Lepidoptera; Bombycidae
Product: testis-specific serine/threonine-protein kinase 3
Exons: 7
Coding region: 199-1263 (354 amino acids)
Biological process (GO): protein phosphorylation; intracellular signal transduction
Cellular component (GO): cytoplasm
Molecular function (GO): ATP binding; protein serine/threonine kinase activity
Source: RefSeq, a predicted model, not a curated record